This is a messenger RNA of Stylophora pistillata, 938 nucleotides long. Its product is annotated as GTP cyclohydrolase 1 feedback regulatory protein. Gene Ontology annotation, molecular function: GTP cyclohydrolase binding. Gene Ontology annotation, cellular component: nucleus; cytoplasm. The record is from RefSeq and is a predicted model, not a curated record. Gene Ontology annotation, biological process: negative regulation of biosynthetic process. NCBI's taxonomy places the organism in Eukaryota, Metazoa, Cnidaria, Anthozoa, Scleractinia, Pocilloporidae.
GAGACAGUCUCUUCCAACAGGAGCUGGUUUUCGCAUAGAAUUAUCUGCAUACUUUUUAGUGUUUUAGUACCUUAAGAGGCAAUCAUUAUGCCCUAUAUCCUGAUAAGUUGUCAGAUAAGGCUGGCUAGUGGACCUACAACCUGUGGGGACGAAUUUGCGGACAAAGAAUUGAUGAAAUAUCUGGAGGCCGAGCUAGUGCAUACUUUUGGCAACAACUUUAAAGAACAUAUAAGCACCAAUCCACCCCGUGUGGUGCUUAACAGACUGGAGGAAAGAGGAUACAGAGUGGUAGCAGCAACAGGUGUUGGUCAAACACUAGUCUGGACACUCUACAAGGAUGACAACCCGGAGAUUGUGGACAAAGGGAAAGCUGACAGAUAAAAUACUUAUCUUCCAAUGCAUGAUUGUUAAAAUGAAGCUUGAAACUGUAUAAAUAUUAUACAAUGACUGAAGAUCUGUACAAACAGUUAAAGAAGCAUUUACAGCAGAUUUGAAUUAUUUUUUAAUGUAACUUGUGCAGUCCCAUGAAACCAUGAAACACAGAGAUUAUCAUUAGAGGUUCAGUUUCAUGAUAAGAACUUGACUAAAGUCAAAUGAUUCUCUAUUCAAUUAAAAGUCUAUUUGAUACUGUCAACCUUCUCAAAGAACUUUUUAAGGAGGAAUACUGUUAUUUAAUGUUGGUUCCUCUGUUACACAACUUAAGGAGGAAAUGUAUACUUUUUUCCAUUGCAGCCAUGCACCCACUGGAAAAAGGAUAACAUAGAUGCACUCAAUCAAUUGUUCAUAUGUAAAAAUUCAUGUGGUCCUCAAAAUUACAUAUUUUCUUUAUUUUGACUACUUUAAUUUAUACCUUUUCACAAAGCACCAUAUUUCAAGCAGUUUGAUUCCAACCACUCUCAAUGCAGAUGAUUUGUAAAUUAAAUGUGACUCAAGAAUAA